Labeo rohita (rohu) is the source of this 1925-nucleotide messenger RNA. RefSeq names its product fucosyltransferase 10 (gene pofut3). The coding region runs from base 134 to 1570 and encodes 478 amino acids. Gene Ontology annotation, cellular component: Golgi membrane. The transcript has 4 exons. The record is from RefSeq and is a predicted model, not a curated record. Gene Ontology annotation, molecular function: alpha-(1->3)-fucosyltransferase activity. NCBI's taxonomy places the organism in Eukaryota, Metazoa, Chordata, Actinopteri, Cypriniformes, Cyprinidae.
UAAAACUCGGAAAAACGCUCUUCGGACAGCCGCUAUGGGAUCAGUGUAUUUACAGGACUAAAUCAUGCAUUACAGCUCGCAGCUAUUGGAAAAAACAUAGCAUCAAAAGAAAUAAUUUGAAAGUGUUAUUGUCAUGGUACGCUCACGGACAGAGUUUGGCAUGUGGCCAGUUUCUGUUAAAAAGCUUUGUGCUUUUUGUUUCUGCGCGUCUGCGUUUGUGUUUUUAAUCAUGACAUUUCAGGUUAUUGAACAGCUAGGAAAGUUUGAGCAGAACACACUUAGACAGCAGUUAACACGCAUACAGGCCAUUGAGGAUAUUAGAGUCCAGGCGAUUCCUCAUGGCUCUGAGCUCCAGUACCCCGUCGUUGUGUGGUGGUCUCCUCUGACUGGAGAAUUGGGACGUCUCGGAGAGUGCGGCCAGAACAGAUGUUUCUUCACUGUUAACAAGUCUUAUCAUUCCCAUCCACAGACGGAAGCUUUUCUUUUUUAUGAUAAACACAGACAUUUUUUUCCAGGUACCGAUUUCAGCAUUGAGAGUCUUCCUCUUCCGCGUCAUGAGCAGCACCAGUGGGCGUUGUUUCACGAAGAGUCACCCAAGAAUAACUACAAGCUUUUUCAUGAACCACUCAUUACCCUGUUCAACCACACGGCAACCUUCAGCCGCCACUCUCAUCUGCCCCUCACCACGCAGCACCUGGAGGGCCUCAGCGCCCUCACCGCACAAACACACCUGCUUCCUUUGUCCUACAAAAACCAGCUGAGGAAAACUCUGGCACCUGUGGUGUACGUCCAAUCAGAUUGUGACCCGCCGUCUGACAGAGAUGUUUACAUUCAAGAGCUGAUGCAGCACAUUCAAGUGGACUCAUACGGAGAGUGUCUUCAUAAUAAAGACCUGCCGCCCCAUCUGAGAGACUCCACUGCAAUGGAUGAUCAGGAUUUCUACCAGAUCCUCGCCCAGUACAAGUUCAUCCUGGCCUUUGAGAACGCCGUCUGCGAUGACUAUAUCACUGAGAAACUGUGGAGGCCGCUCAAAUUAGGCGUUGUGCCAGUGUACUACGGAGCUCCUAACGUACACAUGUGGUUGCCAGAUAACAGGAGCGCAGUCGUGGUCAAUCCCAAUGAGCCGCCGAAGAAGCUCGCUCAGUAUUUAAAGAGGUUGGACAAGAAUGACUGGGAAUAUCUGAAAUAUCUGGAGUGGAAGCACAAGCGGGAAAUAUCUAACGUGAAUCUGGUGACAGAACUGAAGGAACGUCCGUGGGGUGUUCAGGAUAUUGGUCAAGAUAACUUUAUUGAUGCCUUUGAGUGCAUGGUGUGCAACAGGGUCUGGGAGAAUAUCCACCGACAUGAAAAGAAACUGCCGUCUAAAGUCUGGAGAGCUGAAGAAAGCCACCUCACAUGCCCACCUCCAAAACUGUUUGACUUUGGCGUGAGACCCAGCUCGUCUCUUCAGCGGAUAUGGAGAGCCAGUUAUGAGCAGUCCAAAAGAGAAGCCAAAGCACUGGGACUGAUGCUUCGCAGGAACAGAAACUUUACAGUCACGCAGUUCUGGAGAGAAGUGUUUACUGACUGAAGGAAACAGAUAACUGAAAUGCAGUUAUUAUGUUUAUGUGAACGGUAAACCUGUGAGGGGAAAAACAUCAAGGUGAUGUGUAAUUCAUAGGGCUAUUUUCAUGUUAUAUGGAAAGUUAUGUCAUGCAUUGUAUUUAACAUACAUAAUCUUUAUGUGGACUGACAUCUUCUCUUAAACAGUCGAUGCAAUGCUAAGGAUGUGCAUUAACCAUGUGUUUUUAUCAUAUAUUACCUAAAUAUCUAGCCUUAAUAUUCAGUGGCCACACAUUUGACAAUAAGGUCCUAUAAGUUAAUGUUAACAAUGGUGAUUACAUUUGUUACAGUAUUUUUAAAUCUUUGUUAACAUUUGUUAAUAU